AUGAUGCAACAUUUAUUACCGACAAUGAUUAUCCUGGCAGCUUAUUAUACUGUAGCAGAUAUCAUCUUAUUAGGACAAUGUCUGUGGUACGAUAAUGAAGAGGAUGUGGAUCCAAUCCAUUUAUCUCCUGCCAAUCCUAUAAAUGAAAAUGUCCUUCAAGACGUAUUUAAUGAAUAUCAACCUCUUUUACAACAAAAUGGGGAACCAAAUAUAAGAUCGGAAGCAGAAGGUGCAUCUAGAUCACAAGCUAUCGAUGCACUACUCGAGAUUGAAGAACAAGAAGUCAAGGGUAAUUAUAUAAGUGAUUCAUUAAUUGUUUCAUCAGUUAUACUGGCUGGAUUUAUUUCAUGGUAUAUUUCAUAUUGUUCCAAUCCAAAUCCACCACCAACCAAAGAACCAAUCAAAAAUGAACUGAACUGGCUGGCACAGUUAUUUGGCUAUCUAAGUGCUGCUCUUUAUCUUGGUUCACGUAUCCCACAAAUUUUAUUAAAUUUCCAAAGAAGAUCAUGUGAAGGUAUAUCCUUUCUAUUUUUCUUAUUUGCUUGCAUUGGUAAUAUUACUUUCAUUGUUUCAGUGAUGGCAAUCUCAUUAGAACCAUCGUACCUUUUAUUAAAUGCAUCAUGGCUAAUCGGUAGCACAGGAACUUUGUUGAUGGAUUUCGUUAUCUUUGCUCAAUUCUUUGCGUACGGAAGAUCAUCAAAAAUAUAUACACAAAGCUCAGUAUGA
Messenger RNA from Naumovozyma castellii, 726 nucleotides. RefSeq names its product cationic amino acid transporter (gene YPQ1). Bases 1 to 726 code for a protein of 241 amino acids. The transcript has a single exon. Lineage: Eukaryota; Fungi; Ascomycota; Saccharomycetes; Saccharomycetales; Saccharomycetaceae. The record is from RefSeq and is a predicted model, not a curated record.